Molecule: messenger RNA, 9662 nt
Organism: Xiphophorus couchianus (Monterrey platyfish)
Lineage: Eukaryota; Metazoa; Chordata; Actinopteri; Cyprinodontiformes; Poeciliidae
Gene: grik3
Product: glutamate ionotropic receptor kainate type subunit 3
Exons: 16
Coding region: 945-3872 (975 amino acids)
Biological process (GO): monoatomic ion transport
Cellular component (GO): membrane
Molecular function (GO): signaling receptor activity; ligand-gated monoatomic ion channel activity
Source: RefSeq, a predicted model, not a curated record
AGCCAAUUAACAAAACAUGCACGGACCAAAAAAAAAAAAAAAAAGAAAAAAAUCCCGUUAAGGACAAGAAAUAAUGUAUGGACUGAAACAAAAGCACCGACAAAUUCAGAAAAGUAGAGAACCGGGUGGUGAUUCGGAUCCCUCUCACCUCCACGGAACACUUGGACAUAGUUGACAGCAAUGCGUAAGGACGCGUGCCUCUAGUGGCACCGUGGAAGCAGGGUCGUCAGACGCACGCAGAUACACGGCUGCCCGCAUUAUAUCCCAAACCAACACAUAGUGAAACGUUCGUUAAUUCAAAGCUAAGUAGCAAGAAUCUCUUUGGACAGAUGGACCUUCCUCAGUGACCUCCCUUUUGCCAAUGACGGUGCGCAACCGGACCGGAGCGGGUUUCCUUUCCCUGCGUUCUGAGCAGUUUGCAGAAGUGAAGCGAUCAGGACUGGAGUGACUAAACUACGAGAAGCAUUUCUGAGUCACCGAAGUAUGUUGAAAUUUCUCAACAAUCACAGUGCAAGCUGACGAAGACAAAAUCAUUCGGGGAGAGCCAAACUUCCGCAGGCGCAGUUCUAGUCGUCCACAGUGGCGCAGCGAAGCGCAGGAGUUCAGCUCGGCUUUUCUGCCUGUAGACAGACAGCACCGUGUGCAGGAGGGUAUACAGAGAGACUCCUGCGGGGUAAUUGUUUGCAGCCUGCAGAAGCAGGUGUUUUCGCUGAUCCGCCUGCGAGAGACGGAGGGGGGCUUAUCCUCAUCUUUCUUUCUAAGACUGGUGAGAAGAAAAAAGAAAAGAAACCCGAGGAGAAUGUUGCACCAAGAACAAUGAGCGCAGAGUUGUCGCAUUUUACCCAAAUCCACACAUGCUCUGUAGAAUUCAGUUUUCAUGAGCAAUUCUGACUCGUCUUUGGAAUUUUUAGAGCGAAAAAAGUGGAUCCAACGACUUUGCAACCAUGCGAAAUACUUGGCUGUCUCCCCGGAGUGCGAUUUGGGAAUAUUGGACUUCGCUGAUUGCAUUCCUCUUUUGGAUUCAGUACUCUUACGGAAUGCCUCACGUUAUACGAAUUGGUGGGAUUUUCGAACAAACAGACGGACCUGUUUCACUUGUUAGUGCAGAAGAACUUGCCUUUAAAUUUGCUGUGAAUAAUAUAAACAGAAACAGGACUUUGUUGCCAAACACAACACUAACAUACGACAUACAGAGGAUUAAUAUCUACGACAGCUUUGAGGCAUCAAGGAAAGCUUGUGACCAGCUGUCGUUAGGAGUGGUUGCAAUAUUUGGACCUUCACAUAGCUCAUCUUCAAAUGCUGUGCAGUCCAUCUGCAAUGCACUGGAAGUGCCACACAUCCAGGUGCGGUGGAAACAUCACCCAAUGGACAACAGGGACACUUUUUAUGCCAAUUUAUACCCAGAUUAUUCAUCAUUAAGUUAUGCCAUUCUGGACCUCGUGCAGUAUCUUAAAUGGAAAACAGCCACUGUUGUAUAUGACGACAGCACAGGUCUAAUAAGGUUACAGGAGCUGAUAAUGGCCCCAUCAAGGUAUAACAUUCGAUUAAAGAUCCGCCAGCUUCCUCUAGAUACAGAGGAUACAAGGCCUCUUCUUAAGGAAAUGAAGAGAAGUCGGGAGUUCCGCAUCAUCUUUGAUUGCAGUCACCACAUGGCUGCACAAAUUCUCAAACAGGCCCAGACCAUGGGGAUGAUGACAGAGUAUUACCACUAUAUCUUCACCACUCUGGACUUGAUGGCUAUUGAUCUUGAGCCAUAUCGCUUUUGUGGUGUCAACAUGACUGGCUUUCGCAUCCUCAAUGUGGAAAAUCCCCAGGUUGCAUCUAUUGUGGAGAAAUGGUCAAUGGAAAGGCAAAUUCCACAUAAGCCAGAUUCAGGCCUGCUGGAAGGCAUCAUGACGACAGAUGCAGCUCUGACCUAUGAUGCUGUCCACAUUGUGUCCGUCUCAUAUCAGCACGCUCCACAGAUGACUGUGAACUCACUGCAGUGCCACCGACAUAAACCCUGGAGAUUCGGAGGCCGCUUCAUGAGUUUCAUCAAAGAGUCUCACUGGGAUGGUUUGACUGGAAGAUUGUCCUUCAACAAGACAACUGGGUUACGUACAGACUUUGACUUGGACAUCGUCAGUCUAAAGGAGGAUGGACUUGAAAAGGUGGGGAAGUGGAGUGCGUCAGGAGGUCUUAACAUCACGGAAGUGCCGAAGCGAAAAGGGAUGAACAUCACUGAUUCUCUGUCUAACCGUUCUCUAGUCAUCACAACCAUUCUGGAGGAGCCAUAUGUCAUGCUUAAGAAGUCUGACAAGGCACUGGUUGGGAACGACCGUUUUGAAGGAUUCUGCAUCGACUUGCUGAAAGAGCUUGCCAAAAUCCUGGGCUUCACGUAUGAGAUCCGCCUGGUGCCUGAUGGAAAAUACGGCUCACAGGAUGACAAGGGACAGUGGAAUGGCAUGAUUAGGGAACUUAUAGAACAUAGAGCAGACUUGGCAGUGGCCCCUCUCACCAUUACCUAUGUGCGUGAAAAAGUCAUUGACUUCUCAAAGCCCUUCAUGAGUAUGGGCAUCAGCAUCCUGUAUCGUAGACCCAAUGCCACAAACAACGGCUUCUUCUCCUUCCUAAACCCCAUGACUCCAGACAUCUGGGUGUACAUUCUGCUGGCGUACCUGGGUGUUAGCUGUGUUCUUUUUGUCAUUGCAAGGUUUAGCCCGUAUGAAUGGUACGACGCUCAUCCCUGUAAUCCUGGGUCGGACGUGGUGGAGAACAACUUCACGCUCCUCAACAGCUUCUGGUUUGGAGUUGGUUCCUUAAUGCAACAAGGCUCGGAACUGAUGCCCAAAGCCCUGUCGACCAGGAUAAUAGGUGGAAUCUGGUGGUUCUUCACUCUCAUCAUAAUAUCGUCAUAUACAGCUAAUUUAGCAGCUUUUCUUACCGUGGAGAGGAUGGACUCACCGGUGGAUUCAGCUGAUGACAUUGCCAAGCAGACGAAGAUCGAGUAUGGUGUGGUCAGAGAUGGAGCAACAAUGGCUUUCUUCAAGAAAUCAAAGGUUUCUACAUUUGAGAAGAUGUGGGCCUUCAUGAGCAGCAGGCCGAGAACAUCUCUGGUGAAGUCUGUGGAAGAUGGGGUCCAGAGGGUGCUGAAGUCUGACUAUGCACUCAUUACAGAGUCCACCACCAUUGAUUAUAUCACUAGGAGAAACUGUAACCUGACACAAGUGGGAGGGCUUAUUGACAGCAAAGGCUACGGCAUCGGCACUCCCCUUGGCUCACCAUACAGGGACAAAAUCAGCAUAGCAAUCCUCAGCAUCUUAGAGGAUGGGCUUCUUCACGUUCUGAAGGAGAAGUGGUGGAGCGGAAGCAGCUGCUUGGAUGAGGAGCGUCGCGAGACAGGCCCCAUGGGGAUCCAGAACCUGGGUGGUAUAUUCAUUGUGCUGGCAUCUGGUCUGGUGCUGUCUGUCUUUGUGGCAAUUGCUGAAUUUAUCUACAAGCUGAGAAAGACCGCUGAACGUGAACAGGUCUUUGUGCAGCGCCAUGGUGGACGAGAUCAGACUGUCGUUCACCUGCGAGAGACGGGUGAAACACAAGCCUCAGCCCCCAGUCAUGGUGAAGACGGAUGCAGUGAUCAACAUGCACGCCUACAACGACCGACGACUCCCAGGAAAGGACAACAUGAGCUGCAGCACUGGGAUGACUCCUGUGUUCCCCUGACAAUGUGUUCCCUGCAGGGCAAGAACCUCGUGAGCAACAUUUCAGGGGCAGUGCCGGAGCCCAGGGACAAUGGCAUAGACGGGAUCACCAGAUACAUCAUUAACAACAGUGACAUGGGAACACUUACAAAACAUGGACAACUCAAAUUGGCAGCAUCAGCCACACAGGUAUGACAGACACCGCUGUAAUCAACACUACAAAAAAUACUUGGUUGUGGUUGUAAAGGUUGUGCAAGGGGUAGAAAAACAACCCGACAAAGGUACACCCAAAUAUGAAUCAGUUCAAGUCUGAUGUUUACAUAUGUACCACAAGAGAAAACACAAUAUUCAGUGGACCCUGAGUCACUUAAAAGAUUUCAAAUUUUAUGUGAAAACAUGGUCUGGCAAAUGAGAAAAGGCUUUUUGAAAAUGGCAAUAAAUGACUUUGGUACAGUUCCAGAAGGAUAAGGGAGUUUUGUUAUAAAUCAUGGUAAUAUAUGAAGUUCUUUUGUUGAGUCUGUUGAUUUUCACAAAACUGAAUAACCUUUGGCAGCAGAAAGUGUUACCUCAAAUAUGUACAGGUUCAGCUGGGUGUCUGUGUCAUUUAGUGUUGGCAACACUGUGACUGGUAGGACCUACAGCAAGAUGUGAAACAGUAAAUUUACAUCUGAUGUAGCUGUGAUGUGUACCUAAAAAUAUUAUCAUACAAAAACAACCACAAUCACUCAUGCAAAGUGGAUUGUGGACACAUCAGCUGUAUAUUAAAAACAUAAGAUUCAAACUUGGGAUAUUUGACAUGAUUUUUGACAUUUUUUCCAAGGUUCAUUUUUUUUUUCAAAUUACUUUGUACAUAAUUUGAUUGUUACCAGAUAACAUGUUGAUUGCCAAAGACCUGACCAUUCAACAGAUUUAUACUCGGAACAUCAAGAGCCAGAGCUGUUUAAUAACCAAGUGUUCAAUUAAAAGUGAAUUGGAGGGGCUGAGUUUAUUUGCUGUAAGAGGCAUUCAAAUCUUUCUAUGUCUGGUUAUGGCUAGGCAUGGCUCACUAUGUGAUUCCAAUUAUAUGAUAACCUAGUAUAAAGAACACCAUUGAAUCAAAUCAUUCAUGCAAAAAUCUAAAACUAAAAUGGAUAACAAAAUCCAAUAAAUUUUAGUAAUUAACAGAAUAGCAACACAUAUUUUAAUUUGUACGAAAAUUACACUUCGAUUUUAACAGAAUAAGAUGAUUUAUAGCAUUUCUUGACUACCUAUUUCAUUUUGAUAUGUAGACUGAAGCAAAAAUCAGGAUCAUCACCUGUGAAAUUGAGCAUACAUUUUUAAGUGCUUUAAUUUACACCACCGAGGCAUAACAAGAUAAAUGCUGACAGGUGAAGACAAGAAAACUGAUUAGAAUUUCAACUUGAUACUCAGUAGCGGGUGAGAUACAUUUGAAAAGAAGUUAAUAUUUAAUAUAUAUAGUUGCUGCAUACAAGCAGGAAAAUAUGAAUUUGAGUAAGAGUUUACGAAGGGCCUAUUUGUGUUGGCUUGACAACUGGAUCAGAGCAUCUACAAAACUGGAGCUCUUGGUUGUGGUCUGCAGCGACAGUUUCAAUUUAAAUUGUCCAAGGAAGAACAGUGAUGAACUGGGACCACAGUCAGUCAAGGUUUAUUGAACAGAAAAGGGUAGCCUGCUUGGUCCAAAAUGUAAUACUAAUUAUGAAAGAAAGGUGUCAAGAAUGUCCAGUGCAUCAGAUCUGGAAAUAGGACAGUAGAAGAUGGAGGAAUGGUUCCCAUGAAGGGUGUUUGUCUUUAUUUUAUUUUAUUUUUUACAUGAAUGGGCCUUUGCCUUGCCUAUCUGGGGAAUACAAAGCACUGCAGGAAAAAAGACAAGCCAGCAUAGGCCAUGUGAUGCCUUGGCAAUGUCCUGAUGGUAAACUUUGAGUUCUGGGAUCUAUGAGGUUGUUGCUUUGGCAUGUACCAGUUACUUUUUUUAUUUUUGCAGACCAUGUACACCCUUUCAUACAAAAUCAUUUCCCUGAUGAUUGUAGGCUCAUUGGAAAUAAUGUUCCAGGCCACAAGACAAAAAAUGGUUCUCCAUUACUUUGAUUUGUCAAAUUGCCCUCCAAAUUUUCCAGAUGUCAAUCUAAUUGAGCAUCUGUGGCAUGUGUAAGACAAACAAGUCUGAUUUAUGGAGGGCCCAUCCAAAAGUUAAAGGACUUAAAUGACCUGUUGCUAACAUCUUGGAGCCAGAUACCACAGCAGACCUUCAGGGGUCUAGUGGAGUCCAUUAUUAGACUAGUCAUGGAUGUUUUGUUGGCAAAAGAAAGACCAACCCACUAUUUGUCAUGUGGCAGUAAUGCCAUGCUUUAUUGGGUGUAUACAAUACCUAUUUUCUAUAUUCUUCUCUUUUUGCGGAAAACAAAUAUCACACUAAUAUUAGCUAGUGGUCUACCUGGGCCAUUUGCUGUUGUUGGCAGUUGACUACUGAACACGUUGCCAGAAGCUAGCUACCCUAACAUUCACUUUUCUUGAAAUAUCUUGUUUUACCCAAUCAACUACAUUUCUUUAUUGCAAGAUAUGAAAAAUUACUGGAGUCAUCUUUUGGCAGUAUCCAGAAACAGGUUGGGGAGGAGUGGUGUUCCAUUAAAUAGACCAAUAAAAAUGCUGGUUACUCCAGAACUGCCUGGACAUUAAAUGGCAAGGUACAUUGAAAAAACUGAGUAUUUCUUGCCAGUCUUCUCAGAAAGUGAAACUCAUAUUAUAUAGAAUCAUCACAUAAGUAAUGGUAUAUUACAACCCUUUUUUUUCUUGUAAUUUUGAUGACUAUGGUUUAUAGAUAAAAAAAAACUCAAAAUCCACUGCCUCAGAAAAUUAGAAUAUUGUGAAAAAGACCAUUAUUUAAAAUUCCUGGUGUCUCAUGAUAAUUAGCUAAUUAACUCAAAGAACUUGCAAAGGUUUCCUGUGCUUUUAAAUACUUUUAAUCUAUAAAACGACUUUUUUUUUUCUGAGAUGACUGGCAAGAAAUAUUGCACUUUUACACAAUAUUAGAUUUUUUUUAGAGCUGGCUAUUAUAUUAUGGAUAAAUGGAAUGACAUUACUAUAACUUGAUUAUUAAGAUUCAGUAUUCCUUGUUUCUAGUAAAUGAUCCAUACCUAGUCCAGGCAUUGCAGCUUUUUCAUGUAAGCCUUUGCAUUUUGUUGAACUAUUGUUCUUUAAUGCCGUUGUGCUCCCAUGUUUUCAUGAAAUGACAAGUCUGAACAUAAACUAAGUUAUAUAAAGUAAUCUGUGAUAGGUUCUCUCUGUUCUUGAAUAGCAUUUUUCUUCAUAAAAUUGUGCUUUUGGAGCAGAUACAAUUUAUUUUUAGUUUACUGACUUUUAUGUCAGUAGGCAUAAUAUUCUACAAAGUUCAGUGUAUAGACAAGAGCCACAACUUCAGUGCUCCCCUUUCCAAACAGAACACUAUUGUUGUUGGCUUCAUUUUUGUAGUUACUCCAGUCUUCACCAAGUAUCAUAUUAUUUUUUAAGAAACAUGAGUUCUGUUUUAUAUGAGUCAUUUUUGUGGGCAACUUCAAAAUUCAUAUUGAAAUCCGUGAUAGACUCACUGACCGAUGUCCUCCAGCAGAAACACUCCUCCCACAAUGUUUUAUAGCAUAAUGUCUCCUUAAGCAAGACUUGUGUUGACUUUGACAGUUUCCCUUUGGAUGACUUUGCAACCAUUUUGUAGUUGCUAGUGCCACUGCUUUAUCCUGUGUUGGAUUGAUUCUGAAUUGUAUUGCACCAAUUAAAUAUUCAAGUGCAGAUGCUUGAAAAACUACAACUUCAAAAAUUUAGGUAGUGCUUUUCUUGUCAUACCAUCCACUAAACGCUCUUCUACAGUACAAGUUGCAUUCGCUCAAUAUGUCAAACAAUGUCUGACUUGUGAUUAAAUGUUUUGCCAAUAGACACUUUGAUCAGCAUUGACUAAAACAGAGAAUAUUAGUCAAGGUUUUGUAUUUAUCCAUCUUAUUCCUGCAAGCUGUAAAAAACAUUGAUCUUGAAUUGCAUUGUAAAAUGAAAAUAAAUUUUCUAUAGACACAUAUGAAAGACAUUAUGUUUCAAUACUGUUAACCUAAAUAAGUUCCAUUAUGAGUCGUGGAUGACCAGCCUAGGUAACUUAUUGCAAACCAGUUACAUCAGAAAAAGUAUGUCUAGCUAGUAAAACAAAUUUUGUUACUCUGCUACCUUCCUGGAAAUAGCACCAACAAUCAAUACUAUAGCAACAGCUCUGGAUAAAAGGUGGAUAUCUUAAGGGAAUAAAUAACUGGUAUUUACUGAAAGUUAAGUGGGUUUUAUCAGGCUAUAUUCAUUAAAUUAGCAACUGCUCUUUGGUUGAUUGUGACCACAGAGUGCCUGGAUGACGCAUUUUUCAAACACAUUUUCAAACUCUUUCCAUGUCAGGUGUAAUUUACAAGAUUUUUGAAAAUAAGUUCUAAUUAUUUUAUUUUUGCAAAAUUAAAAAAGGCAUUAAAAAGGCUUGGGUUUAAAAGAAAAAUGAACCACUUUUGAAGGGGAUCUCUGAAUAGAUGAUUGGUCGGCUUAAUUACCUGGUGUGGACUUAUGCUGAAAGACUGUAUGGUAAUUUGAGAAAGAGCAGUCAAUUAUUCUGUUUGUUUGUGUUGACUGUAAUGCCUAUAAUUUUUUUUAUCUCCAGCAAAAUCACCCAGAAUAAAGAUUGGAGGAGUCUGUAAGAUGCCAUUAUGCUGAAGCAGAGAGAACAUUGAACCUCUGUGAGGUUUACAUUGUCUAUACACAAUGACAAAAGAGAAAACAUAUCUAUCUAUUCAAGGAAACUUUAAUCUGUAAAAUUUAGCAUUGGUUUGGUAGAGACUCGCUGUAUAAUUGUUUAUUGAUUCUCUUCUGCUAAGUAGAGUAAGUAGAGAGGAUUGGCAGAAGAUGUAUUUUACUAAAUUUAUACAGUUAUAUAUUCAUUCUGUUCACAAAUAUGUUCUAGAUGCUAUUUAUUUCAUCAGGCCACUUUACCCUUCCUCCCCACUUUAUCCCAAAUCCACUUCCCCCAAACCCUGUUUAUUUAAUAGAAAUACGUUUGAAAAUGAUAUAUUGGAUUCUUUUCUAUCUAGAUGAGAAAAUGUAUGUAAAUCGUCUUUUAUGAUGGCUAAUAUAUUUCUAUAUGGUGAAAAUAAAGUGGAGAGAUUGAGCUCCCUUAAGAGUUCAAGGGAUAUUCCCUCAGAGUAGGCGUUUCUUGUGUCAGUGGACCUUUAUUCUUCACAAAUUCCCCUUUACAACCUGGUCUAAAGUGUAACUGCUGCUGAUCUACAGUUAUACUAUUGUACCGUCACACUGAUGUGUACUGGAACUUUUCUUGCAGGUGAUUAAAAGACUUUUGAGACUCAUUGUACAACAUUUCUUUAAUGUGUGGCAACAACAAUACAUGAAUGAAAUUUUGUUGAUUCUAACAUGGCUGGUUCAGUCCAUUUGGUUACUGAAUAUAAACAUCUUUUUUUAAAAUAAAUAAUGUGAAUAAUGUCAUUUUACACAAAACUGUAAGAAAUGUGAGAGAAAAGUAACAGAAAAUGUAAUCUACAUAAACCUGUUCUAUUACCUGUAUGUGAUAAACGUUUUUAUUUUCAUUCUUUUUUCUUUUUUACCUUUUUUUUUCCUUUUUAGCCCUAACGCUUAUAUCAUCUGGCAAAAAACCCUCCCAAAUAUAUGAGAAAUAUGUUGGUGCCAACCAGGGUUUUCUUUGUGAACAUACAGACUUUCUAUGAAUAUAGUUUUUGUAAGAUUUUGCUAAGAAAAUAUGAAAAAAUUAUUGAAAAAGUGGGACAGGUGUAUUUGUUUUCAUUGUAACUGUAUGUGUAAAAAGAGCAUCUUAAUAAUACACUGGAGGGUAUCAGCAAACUACUAUAGAAAACUUACUGAACUAUUCUUUUUAACACACUGUGAAUAAUUUAAUUGUACAGUUUGCUGUAUGGGUUAAAUGAAGUUUUAAAUAAAAAAUACAACCUA